Molecule: messenger RNA, 648 nt
Organism: Gloeophyllum trabeum ATCC 11539
Lineage: Eukaryota; Fungi; Basidiomycota; Agaricomycetes; Gloeophyllales; Gloeophyllaceae
Exons: 4
Coding region: 1-648 (215 amino acids)
Biological process (GO): mitochondrial translation
Cellular component (GO): ribosome; mitochondrial large ribosomal subunit
Molecular function (GO): structural constituent of ribosome; rRNA binding
Source: RefSeq, a predicted model, not a curated record
AUGUUCUCCCUGCGACCUGCGCUGAAUAUCUGUCGGGCCUCCGCCUCCUCGUCGCUGACGCCGUUGUCGUCAGCGUUCGGAGUGCAGUUUGCUCGGGGGCGACACCAGCUUGCGCCCAGGAAGGUCGAGCACAUCAAGCGGCACAAGGGCAAAAUCCCGAUUCCUAUAGGAGGAUCCACGAAGGGCACGACGCUCGCGUAUGGCGACUGGGGCAUCAGGAUAAAGGGCCCGGGGGUGCGGUUCACCGCGAAGCAGCUGCAGACGGCGGAGGAGGUCAUUCGGCGGAAGAUCAAGGUGAUUAAAGGCGCAAAGGUGUAUUUGCGAGUGUUCCCCGAUAUUCCGGUUUGCGUGAAGGGAAAUGAGACGCGUAUGGGUAAGGGGAAGGGUAGUUUCGAGUUUUGGGCGACUCGCGUCCCGACAGGACGUGUAAUUUUCGAGAUCGGGGGCGCUCCCAUCCGAGAGGAGCUUGCGCGAGAAGCACUUCGACAAGCCGCAGACAAGCUCCCCACGACAAUGGAAUUCAUCACGAAGCGGUCACCACCUCGUCUAGGCAAUAUGCUUAUCACGCCAGAGACCGCGAACGUCCCAGCACCGCCCAUGAUCCAGCGGACUGUUGAGAUUCCUGCCGCCGCAGAGGCCUCGGCAUAG